This is a messenger RNA of Aureobasidium pullulans EXF-150, 1330 nucleotides long. RefSeq lists its product as uncharacterized. Bases 215 to 964 code for a protein of 249 amino acids. The record is from RefSeq and is a predicted model, not a curated record. NCBI's taxonomy places the organism in Eukaryota, Fungi, Ascomycota, Dothideomycetes, Dothideales, Saccotheciaceae. The transcript is spliced from 2 exons.
GGCUGGUCGUCCAGAGAGAGAGCAACUGUUUCCCUCACUUUCCCUGAAGGUAUCACUGGAAGGAAGUCGCGAGAUGAAAAGCCAUGUUUAUUGCAACAGGCAAGCGCAUCGACUUUCUCAAAGCUGAGAGCUAGCCCUCUUUCCUCAUGAGCCGACCUAUGUUUGACUUUCUCCUCAGCGAAGCAGCUGCAAAACAUCAACAAAUCAUAUCACCAUGGCUGCACCAGCCCCUGGGCCACCUCCCCCAGCAGGCUUGCUCGACGACGACGACACACUGCCUCCACUCAAGCGCCUGGAUGAGAACGUACUCCAUACCACCCAAGACUCAACGAAAGAGCUGGCCGGCCGCAUCUUCAAAGCGGAAGGCAUUACUCGAGAUGCCUUCAUGAAAUUCGACAUAGUCGCCAAAAACAGGCUCAUGUACCGUGCCUCAAUGAUCAUAACGCACGUGCCCGGAUAUAUGAGCAGACUGCGAACUUCUGUACCCCUCAAAGACGAGAAUCCUUUCAUCGAAAAAGAUACCAUGGCGUUCAGAGCAAUCUACAACUGUCUGACCGAGAACAAGGAUGUUCUGGGCAGAGUAAUGAAGCACUUCGAGUGGGCUGAGAAGAUGAAUGCACAGAUGAACGAGGAAGAAACCGAAUGGGAGACGGAUGAGGAUAUUGAUGAGGAGGCCGAGAAGACCAAGGAGAAACCCGAAGAAUCUGAAACCGAAGAAAACCACCAGGACUGGGAUGGCCCCGCUGGCGACGAUGCCUACUCACUGAUUUGCAAGCUCUUGGCCGACAAUCCAGAAGUUACGGAGGUGUUCAUCAGAGAGGUGGAGCGCAAGUGUGGCUUUGGAGAGGAACACGUGAUGGUUCUCAACAGUCUCAACGAAUGGGCUGUGGUCAGAGAAAGGCUUGCUACUGUGUUCAGGAGGAGAUCCGACAGCAGUGGCCGUCUUUACCACUACAGAACCUGAAUAUGCUCUUGUCAACAUCCUGGCCGCCCGCCGUCCAUUGAUACUCAACUUGGUCGCUCGUUUAGGUCACAAGCAUGAAACACUUUUGGCAUACUCAUCAGAAGGACUACAUAAUUAUCGCACAGCACAAGAUAGUCCUCGACUAUCAUCACAUUCAUAGAGAGCUUCUGCGUCCACCCUUGGGCACAUAGUAGGGAAGCAUUGUACAUUGCAUCAGUCAAUUUCAGCCUUUAUUUCGAAGAGAUAUUUAGACAACUAUCGUUGAGGCGGUGAUAAGUUGAUGGCUGUUAGGUCUGAAGGAUUUUAUCGACUUUCAACGCCAUGUCGCCGGUAGGUAGGUAGGUGCUACGAGGUGGCAGCCGCUCG